Messenger RNA from Naumovozyma castellii, 672 nucleotides. RefSeq names its product Mso1p (gene MSO1). Bases 1 to 672 code for a protein of 223 amino acids. The record is from RefSeq and is a predicted model, not a curated record. The transcript has a single exon. NCBI's taxonomy places the organism in Eukaryota, Fungi, Ascomycota, Saccharomycetes, Saccharomycetales, Saccharomycetaceae.
AUGAGUGCAACCACUGAACACGGAUCCAAUAACAUAUGGUCGAAAUUUAGGAGUUCAACGAAAUCUUUUUCCACUUCCUUUGCCAGUCUUUCAGUCAAUUCAGAAAAGGAUGGAGAUUCUCCAACGUCGACUUUGGUUCAUAAAUCGUUAGUAAAAUUCUAUAAGAACCAAGAACCCUUUCAAGGAUUCCCAGGUUGGCUAGGACAUAAGGAGGAUCUACCAGAUGAACAGAAAAUUUUAAGGAAACAGGCUCAGUCGCAUCACUCCACGGCGACAUCGAGUUCAGGAAGUGGUGAAACCACUCACGGACACCAUAAGUCAUCCAGUUUUGCCUCUGGAUUAAGACAUUCUGUAGCAGAUAAGUUGUCUUCUUCAUCUUCUUCGUCAAUGCCAGAGGUGGCUUCUGCGCCAGUACGAACAACUGCAGGGAUGUCGUUCCAUAAUAUCUAUAACAAAGAUACUUCAGCAACAAGUGGAGCUAUUUCUCAGAGGGGUGAUCCACAGCAGCAAAGACCGCAGUAUGCUUCUCGAUUACAUGAGAGUGAGAGUGGUAUUGCGCAAUCAUCCAACACGACUCCGGAACGACCAAGACCUAACUUAAGUACCUCUUCAUCAUUAUUAAUGAGAGAACGUUUAAGAAGAAACAAUACCAAUCCAAGAUCUGCGUUUUAA